AUGGAUUCCAGUUUCAGCAAGAACAGCAUGAGCUCCAGUAAAGGCGUGAUCGAUGGAAAGCGCUUUCACCUACUCUUCUGCGACUUCUCUUUUCCUGACUUCACGUUUAGGGGGCACAUACCUAAAGAAAUUGGAAAUGUGGAGAAGCUUACGUAUUUAUCCCUCAUGAAUAACAACUUCACAGGUGUAAUUCCCCGAGAGAUUGGCAAACUGCAUGGUUUGAAGGUUCUCAUGUUAGGGUGUAACAACUUGACAGCUCUGUAUGGCAACAAUUUAACAAGUGAUCCUACAUCUAUGGAGCUGAGCUUCAUCACUUCAUUGACAAAAUGCAAAAAUUUGGUUUAUUUAGACCUGGGUCGAAACCCCUUAAAGGGACUUCUUCCAGCUUCCGUUGGGAAUCUCUCUGCUUCGUUAGAGAUGUUGAUAUUACAUUCAUGUGAAAUCAAGGGCACCAUACCAAGUCAAACUAGCAACUUGACCAAUUUGCUAUUGCUUGAUCUACAAUCGAAUCACUUGACCGGAGGUAUUCCAACAGCGUUCAAAAAUCUACAAAACCUGCAAGGUUUGGCUGUGGGAGAUAAUAAUCUUAACGGCACCUUAGAUAGCCUUUGCAAUUUGCGUAGCUUGACUUUAAUAGGUCUGGCCACAAACCAGUUUUCUGGGUCUUUACCAGAAUGCUUCGGUAAUAUGACUUCUCUUCGGGAUCUUACACUAGGAAACAACUUUUUAGUUUCUGCCACACCUAAUAGUUUUUGGAAACUCAAAGAUCUCUUGCAGUUGAACUUAUCCUCAAACUCCCUAAAUGGUUCCUUGCCCCUUGAACUUGGAACUCUGAAAGCUGUAACAUUUAUAGACGUAUUAGCGAAUCAAUUCUCUGGUGACAUUCCCAGAACAACAGGUGAUUUGCAAAACCUGUUGAUUUUAAAUUUAUCCCAAAACCAAUUUCAUGGAUCUAUCCCAGAGUCAUUCGGCAAGAUGCUCAGCUUGCAAGGACUUUACUUAUCGCACAACAAUCUUUCUGGCUUCAUACCAAAGUCAAUGGAGGCACUUCGGGACCUCCAAGAGCUUGACGUUUCUUAUAACCAUUUAAGUGGUGAAAUUCCUUCUGGUGGUCGCUUUAGGAACUUUACCACUGAAUCUUUUCUCUUCAAUGAUGCAUUGUGCAGAGAUUCCAGGUUUCAUGUGCCGCCUUGCCCAAUAACUAAUUCAAUUCACAGGUCAAGAACCAAAAAGGUGCUUCUAUAUGUAUUUGCUCCUCUGGGAAUCGUUUCUGUGGUUGUCGCAGCCUUAGCAAUUGUCUUCAGAAGAUAUUGGAAGAAUUAUCGGGAUUCUAAAGGAACAAACAUGGUAUUAGUGCCAACGCAAGAAAGAGUUUCGUACUAUGAUCUUCUUCGAGCAACUGGUGGGUACAGUGAAAGCAAUGUGCUUGGCAUUGGGAGUUUUGGAUCUGUUUACAAGGGGAUUCUCAAUAAUGGAAGGUCUAUUGCUGUAAAGGUUUUCAAUUUGGAACUGGAAGGAGUGCUCAAGAGCUUUGAUGUAGAGUGUGAAGUCCUGAAGAACCAUCGCCAUCGAAAUCUUUUGAAGGUCAUCAGCGGUUAUUGGAACCAGGAUUUUAGGGCCUUGGUGCUUGAAUACAUGUGCAAUGGAAGCCUUGAGAAGCGGCUGCAUUCUGACAACUAUUUCUUGGAUACUCUACAGAGAUUGAAUAUAAUGAUAGAUGUGGCAAGUGCAGUGCAAUAUCUCCACGAAGAAUAUUUGACGCCUGUGAUUCACUGUGAUUUGAAGCCCAGUAAUGUCUUACUUGAUGAGGAUAUGGUUGCCCACGUCAGCGACUUUGGUAUUGCAAAAAUGCUGGAAAAGGAUGAAAGCUUUGCAUGGACCAAGACCUUAGCUACAAUUGGCUACAUUGCUCCAGAGUAUGGAUCUGAGGGUUUGAUAUCAGCAAAAUGCGAUGUUUAUAGCUAUGGAAUCAUGCUGAUGGAAGUUUUUUCAAGAAGAAAGCCUAACGAUGAAAUGUUUGUGGGAAAUUUGAACUUGAAGAGUUGGAUAAAUGAUUCUCUGCCUGAUUCGAUUCUUCAAGUUAUUGAUGCUAAGUUGUUGAAGCAUGAGGAUGAAAAUUUCACUGAGAAGUUGGAGUGUUUUUCAUCCAUCAUGGAAUUGGCCUUAAAAUGUGUUCGUGAAUCUCCAACUGACAGACUCAGUAUGAAAGUUGUUCUUGAAACAGUGAAGAAGAUCAAACUCAAAUUCUUGCGGACCCCUUGGAAACCAAUACGAGAUGGGACAGCAAAUGAUAGACACAGGAUUCUGACUGGUGGACCGUGGAUAGUGGACAACCAAGUGCUGGUGCUAAGCGAGUGGUAUGAAGGGAUUGAGGAGGAUGCUGAGGCGUUCAGGUCAGUUCCCUUAUGGGUACAGGUAUGCAAUUUGCCAAUCCAUUGGAUGUCAAAGGAAGCUGGGAGAAGGCUUGGUUCAAACUUUCAGUCGGUAAGAGAGGUAAUUGUCCCUCAAACUGGUGGGAAAGAAGGAAGACACCUGAAACUUUUGGUGGUGGCAGACAUCUCACAGCCACUACUGCGAGGUACCAUUGUCAAGGUGGGUGAACAAACUAAAUGGGCUAGUUUCAAAUAUGAGAGGUGCCCGGAUUUUUGUUAUAAGUGUGGUAUCAUUGGACACAGUAAGAGAAAUUGUCAGAGGCAAGAUGACAAGGGGGUGGGGAAAAAGGAUAACCAAUAUGGCCCUUGGCUAAGGAUAGGCAAUGUGAGGAGUUCCCAGCACAAGCAACAAGUUGGUACGGUGUACAACCCCCAAAAACAUCACUGGAGACUUCAAGAUGGGGAGUGGAGGGAGCAAAGGCAAUCAGAGGGCCUAGAAAAAGCCUUGGAAUCUCAACUUGACAAUGAAAGUGGUCUAGCUAGGAAGCUUGUGGCUGAUACGGGGUUGGUGACAAGCAGUGGCAGGGGCCAGGAUGGCCAGGGGAGUGGUUCGAUAGGAGAUGUGAGAGUACACUCAGAGAAGCUUAAUGAAUCUGGUAGCAAAGUGGGUUCGGAGUUAACGGAAAUUCUACACAUAGGACAAUCAAAGGGGGUAAUCUCGAACCCAAAUUGCCGAGCUCAGAUGCAGGGAUAUCUCAACCAGAAGAACAGCUCUCAGUCAAACCAGCCUCUGAAGGUCCAAUGA
Messenger RNA from Coffea arabica (coffee), 3177 nucleotides. Lineage: Eukaryota; Viridiplantae; Streptophyta; Magnoliopsida; Gentianales; Rubiaceae. The record is from RefSeq and is a predicted model, not a curated record.